Oncorhynchus tshawytscha (Chinook salmon) is the source of this 928-nucleotide messenger RNA. RefSeq names its product butyrophilin subfamily 2 member A1-like. The record is from RefSeq and is a predicted model, not a curated record. The coding region runs from base 221 to 928 and encodes 235 amino acids. Lineage: Eukaryota; Metazoa; Chordata; Actinopteri; Salmoniformes; Salmonidae. The transcript has 4 exons.
CUUAGAAUCCACAACCAAAACUUACCACCACAGUUCACACCCAUGUUAUCUGAUUCUGAGCUCACUAUGCAACAGUUGUGUGCAGCGAUGCAGUUGAACAGGUUCUUGUUCCAAGGAAUAGAAAGAAGAAGGUGGUUUGAUCACAUCACAAUAGUUUGAUCACAGAACACUAGUACAUUUAUCAGACUGCAGUGCCUCAAUAGGACCGAUUCAACCAGGGAUGAAGGUGACUCAACUAGAAUGUCUGUGUCUGAUUCUUCUACAUCUCCUACACACAGCAGGCUCUGAGAGUUUUGAGGUUCUUGGUCCAACUGAUUCCAUUGUUGCUGUAGCUGGUGAGGACAUCAUUCUGCCCUGUUACCUCAAACCCAACAUCAGUGCUGAGGACAUGACAGUGGACUGGCUGAACCUGGACUUCUUAGACGGUCGUGUAUUUCGUUACCAAAACAGCGAAAUCAUACGAGAUGAUCAGAUUCCCUCCUAUAGAAGAAGAACUUCACUGUUUAAAGAGGAACUGUGGAGGGGCAACACCUCUUUGAAACUGACCAGGGUACAAGGCACUGAUGAGGGACAUUACAAAUGCUUAAUUCAGUCAAAGAGCUGGUAUGAUGAUAUCACUGUUCAAGUCCUCGUUAAAGCUGUAGGAUCCAAGCCAGUGGUGUCCAUUGAGGGACACAGAGAGGGAGGGAUGGGUCUGCUGUGUGAAACAGAAGGCUGGCACCCUGAGCCUGAGCUGGUGUGGCUGGACAGUAAAGGAGUCCAUCUCUCUGCUGGUCCUCCUGAGAUAGAUAAAGACUUCAAGGGAUUCUACAGAGUCAAACAACAUGUCAUUGUCCAGGAGACUGACACCAACCGCUUUACCUGCAGAGUCCAACAGAGCCAGAUCAAUGAGAAGAUGGAGACAGAUAUUCACCUCCCUAGUGAGUAA